Molecule: messenger RNA, 2569 nt
Organism: Trichechus manatus latirostris (Florida manatee)
Lineage: Eukaryota; Metazoa; Chordata; Mammalia; Sirenia; Trichechidae
Gene: ATF6B
Product: activating transcription factor 6 beta
Exons: 18
Coding region: 3-2138 (711 amino acids)
Biological process (GO): endoplasmic reticulum unfolded protein response; regulation of transcription by RNA polymerase II
Cellular component (GO): nucleus
Molecular function (GO): DNA-binding transcription factor activity, RNA polymerase II-specific; RNA polymerase II cis-regulatory region sequence-specific DNA binding
Source: RefSeq, a predicted model, not a curated record
UGAUGGUUGGGGGGUGGGGGGGAAAGAUGGCGGAGCUAAUGCUCCUCAGCGAGAUUGCCGACCCGACGCGUUUCUUCACGGACAACCUGCUGAACCCGGAGGACUGGGGUCUGCGGAACUGUACCCUGUAUACUGGCCUGGAUGAAGUGGCCGAGGAGCAGACGCAGCUCUUCCGUUGCCUGGAGCAGGAUGUCCCGUUUGACAGCAGCUCCCUGGACGUGGGGAUGGAUGCUAGUCCCCCUGAACCUCCAUGGGACCCCCUUCCUCUCUUCCCAGAUCUUCAGGUGAAGUCUGAACCAUCCUCCCCCUGCUCUUCCUCCUCCCUCAGUUCUGAAUCAUCACGUCUCUCCACAGAGCCCUCCAGCCAGACCCCUGGUGUAGGGGAGGUGCUGGAUGUGAAGACAGAGUCCUUAGCACCCCCAUUCUGCCUCCUGGGAGAUGGUCCAACAUCCCCAUUUGGAACCGUCCAGAUCAAUGUGGGCCCUACCUCUGAUGAUCCCUCAGAUGUACAGACCAAGAUAGAGCCUGUCUCUCCUUCUUCCUCCAUCAACUCCGAGGCUUCCCUGCUCUCAGCAGACUCCCCCAACCAGGCACUCCUAGGAGAGGAGGUACUGGAAGUGAAGACAGAGUCCCCAGUCCCUCCAGGGUGCCUCCUGCAGGAUGUCCCGACCUCCCCAUUUGGAGCUGUCCAGAUCAGCAUGGGCCCAUCCCCUGAUGGCUCCUCAGGCAAAGCCCUGUCCACACGGAAGCCACCACUGCAGCCCAAACCUGUGAUGAUAACCACCGUCCCACUGCCACCCAGAGCUGUGCCUCCUAGCACCACUGUCCUUCUGCAGCACCUCGUCCAGCCACCCCCGGUGUCCCCAGUUGUCCUUAUCCAGGGUGCUAUUCGAGUCCAGCCUGAGGGGCCAACCCCUCCUGCUCCACGACCUGAGAGGAAGAGUAUUGUCCCAGCUCCUAUGCCUGGGAACUCCUGCCCACCGGAAGUGGAUGCAAAGCUGCUGAAGCGGCAGCAGCGGAUGAUUAAGAACCGGGAGUCGGCCUGCCAGUCCCGCAGGAAGAAGAAAGAGUAUCUGCAGGGGCUGGAGGCGAGGUUGCAGGCAGUGCUGGCCGACAACCAGCAGCUGCGUCGGGAGAAUGCUACCCUCCGCCGGCAGCUCGAGGCCCUGCUGGCUAAGAACAGCGAGCUCAAGUUGGGGUCUGGAAACAGGAAGGUGGUUUGCAUCAUGAUCUUCCUUCUCUUCAUUGCCUUCAACUUUGGGCCUGUCAGCAUCAGUGAGCCUCCAUCGGUUCCAGCCUCUCCUCGAGUGAGUGGGGAGGAACCUCGGCCCCGGAGACACCUGCUGGAGUUCUCAGAGCAAGAGCCAGCUCUUGGAGUCGCACCCGUACAGGGCUCCUCGCAGGGGCCUGAGGAGCCCCAGCCCAGCCCUGCAGGCCGACCCAGUUUUAGGAACCUGACAGCCUUCCCCGGGGGUGCCAAGGAGCUGCUGCUGAGAGACCUGGACCAGCUCUUUCUUUCCUCUGAUUGCCGUCACUUUAACCGAACUGAGUCCCUGAGGCUUGCGGAUGAGUUGAGUGGAUGGGUCCAGCGCCACCAGAGAGGCAGGCGGAAGAUCCCUCAGAGGGCCCAGGAGAGACAGAAGUCUCAGCUAUGGAAGAAGUUGCCUCCAGUUAAGGCAGUCCCCACUCAACCCCCAGGGCCCCCAGAAAGGGGUUCUGUGGGCCAACUGCAGCUGUAUCGCCACCCAGACCGUUCCCAGCCGGAGUUCCUGGAUGCAAUUGACCGGCGGGAAGACACAUUUUAUGUUGUCUCCUUCCGAAGGGAUCACUUGCUGCUCCCAGCCAUCAGCCACAAUAAGACCUCUCGGCCUAAGAUGUCCCUGGUGAUGCCCGCCAUGGCCCCCAAUGAGACCCUGUCGGGCCGGGGGGCCACAGGGGACUAUGAGGAGAUGAUGCAGAUCGAGUGCGAGGUCAUGGACACCAGGGUGAUUCACAUCAAGACCUCCACGGUGCCCCCCUCACUCCGAAAGCAGCCGUCCCCAACCCCCAGCAAUACCACGAGGGGCCCCUUGCCAGCUCCUGCAGGCAGCCAGGCCCACCAGGCCUCCCACCAACCCCUCUACCUCAGUCACCCCUGACCUCGACAACUCACACUGACUUCAAAUUGGGGAGUGGGGACUAGGGGUGACCAAGUGGGAAUAUUGCUCAUUUCCCUGCUCCCGGGGCGUGGGGCAAUCUGUCGAGGAAAGACAGGAUAUGAGGGUCAAGCACUUAUUCGGAGGUAGGGGAUUCACCUCUCCUCUCACCCCCUCUCAUUUCGGUGGACACUCAGUCCCUGCUUCCUCCUUUGAGGGCAUUAAAUGAGCUUAAGUUUGGGGGUGGGCUCCUGCAUACUUUUUAUCCUUUUAUUUGUCUGUUUGAGGGAUGGGAAUUGAGUCCCCAGGUGGGACAAGGGAAGUUUUACAUUUCGGAGUUAGUUACUGGGAGUAAAGGAGGGGUGGUGGGGGGAGAUCAGGUUUAUGUGUGUGCGUAUCUUCUUUUUUAUUAUUAAAUAAACAAUUUAGAGGGA